Nicotiana tabacum (common tobacco) is the source of this 772-nucleotide messenger RNA. NCBI's taxonomy places the organism in Eukaryota, Viridiplantae, Streptophyta, Magnoliopsida, Solanales, Solanaceae. The record is from RefSeq and is a predicted model, not a curated record.
UCUCCCUUAUCCUGUUUGCCUGUCUUUUAACAGUAAAAGUUUAUGAAAGAUUCAGGUUCAGAAUAGGUAGUUACCAGAAACAAACCCGGACCAGCUAAACCCCUAUCCCCCAUUUUGAUCAUCCCCAACCACCCUUCAACUUUUAGACACAAAACUCAAGAAUCUGACACUUUCUGACACAAAACCCAAUUCAUCAAACUUCAGAAAAACUAUUUACAUCACUUAAUUACGAAUUCUAUGUUUCUGACAAACCCCACUUUCUCUCUCUAAAGGAUAAAGAAUUAUCCAUUUUCAGCUUUAAAAUUAUGGCGACUGAGCCACCAAAUAUGAUAUCUUCAGACCCCACAAGGGUCCCACUCCUCAGCCGGCGAGAGGACACCGGCGGCGGGGGCCGUCAGUCAUCACUGGCUGUACUUCUUGGUCGGCUUACCGGCGGAAGGCAGGGCGGCGCGUCCAUGCUAGUGAGGGAGACGGCGGCGCGUGAGCUGGACGAGCGGCGCGCCGACUGGGGUUAUUCGAAGCCAGUGGUGGCACUGGACAUGAUGUGGAACUUGGGUUUUGUUAUUGUCUCUGUUGUGAUUUUGUCCUGCACGUUUGAUGAGUCGCCUAAUGUUCCAAUUAGGAUUUGGGUUUGUGGGUAUGCUUUGCAGUGCGUGGUGCAUGUGGUGCUGGUUUGGUUGGAAUAUAGAAGGAGAAAUUCUCAAGGAGAAACUGAUAAUGAGGAGAAUGGUGAAGAGGGAAAUGACGUUUUGGGUAUUGGUAAUCAAUCAAG